AUGCGUCGUCAGCAGGCUCGCGGUAAACGGUUGCCUUUGUUGGUGACUUUCGAUAAUUGUGAGUCUGACGAUGACCUCUCUCUCCAUCCCGGAGAGACGGAGGCAGAGGGGUGUGAUGAUUUCUUUCCGGGACCCCUUCCCGAUUUGAGUUCGGGUCUAAGCGACUCUGUCGCUUGUGCAAGUGAUAAGGACUCUGCACAGCCGCAGUCACCGAACGUUGUUCGGAAUGACAAAUAUGGCGGCGUCGGAGGCGAUGCCCCGACUGUUCCUUUGCCCCGUGGGGGUAAGAAACGUCCCGUCUGCACUGAGGCUGCCGCUGGUAGCGAGUUUCAACUCAUGGCGAAACGUAUGAGGGCUCUGGAGGAGCAGUUAGCAGACGUUAAGCGGGACCGGGCGAGUACAGGAAACCAAACGGCUGUCUGAUCAGCCGUGUUCUGCACAAAGUGAAGGAAGACAAAAAGAGGUUUGCAAGUGUCCACUUCCACAGUGGCAAGAUGGGUGAGAGAAGUGAUGAUGGCGGCUGGAAUUGAUCGACAGUUUAAACCUCAUUCAGUUAGAGGAGCGUCUGUGUCGGCAGCAUACACGGCGGGGACAUCCUUGAGGGACAUACUGGAAACGGCAAACUGGGCAUCAGCCGAGAGCUUUAGGAGGUUCUACUUAAGAGAUAUUGAUGACCCGGGUUCCUUUUCAACCAGUGUUCUGCAGACAGGGCAGUGAUAAGAUGUCAAUGAUAUAGACUUUGUGAAAUGUAGUGUAAUUUUGAAAUACUAAUGAAUGAGUGAACUUGA
Molecule: messenger RNA, 788 nt
Organism: Ylistrum balloti
Lineage: Eukaryota; Metazoa; Mollusca; Bivalvia; Pectinida; Pectinidae
Exons: 3
Coding region: 1-423 (140 amino acids)
Source: RefSeq, a predicted model, not a curated record